This is a messenger RNA of Mytilinidion resinicola, 486 nucleotides long. RefSeq lists its product as uncharacterized. The record is from RefSeq and is a predicted model, not a curated record. Bases 1 to 486 code for a protein of 161 amino acids. Lineage: Eukaryota; Fungi; Ascomycota; Dothideomycetes; Mytilinidiales; Mytilinidiaceae. The transcript has 3 exons.
AUGUCGCGCGAAGAGUUCCGCCAGACACACGUCUCCCUGUCUGGUAGACGGUACGACAAGGUGGUCGUAGGAGCAGCAGUUCUUCAUCCGAGCUCCCACGCCGAAGGUUCUCCGAAGCUACUUCUUCUUAAGCGAGCCCCACACGAAACCUCUUACCCCAACUUAUUCGAGCUUCCCGGUGGCAAGGUCGAUGAGGAAGACAUAUCGCCCCGCAUUGUUGCCGAGUUCGAGCCUUUCGAGUAUACGCUGGAAAAGGUGACAAAGCAGGCCGACGGGACGGAGGUGACUGAAGAGAAAUCCAGCUACCAGCUCAACUUUUUAGUCGAAGUGUCUGGAAGCGAGGUAAUCAUGAAUCCGGAGGAACAUUCGGAGAGUGCGUGGGUCACUGAGCAGGAGGUCGGUCCAUAUCCCAUGUCGGAUGGCAUGCGCAAGGUCGUGGCAAACGCUUUCAGGCGCGCCGAGGAGGUUCUCAAGAUGUACAUGUAG